CUGAUGUUCAAUGCAUGCUUCCCUCUUCGUAUUUAAAAUCUGGUAAUGUACGAAUAAAAUGUCAGACAGUUUUCUUGAUUUUUGGAAAAAUCUGCUCUAAUUUUUAGCAUUAUCUUUAAUUUUUUACUAAUGUAAAUGGUUGAGAUAUAUAAUUCUGGUGCUACACUAAGGAAAUAAAUGUCUAAAUAUUCAUCUUGAAUGUGAUUGAGUGGGUUAACAACCCAAAUUCAUACUUUUAAUUCUCCAGCAGGGCGUGACCAGCAGCCAGGCAUGGGAGUGACUCGCUCUGUAUCCAAUGGGAUCGAGUCUGCUAGUUGAAAAGCACCUCCUCCUCCUGGUGCCUUCCAGCUUUCAGACUCGAUCUGACUGGGACAGACGCAAUUUUCUGAGCUGCUUCCCUUUCGGUUUCUACAGAAAGCAAAGUAAGAAAUUUAGUUCUUAUUAGGAGGGCGAUUUAGCCCUAUUCUAUUAUUUCCACGGCUGCUGGUAUUGGGGUUGAGGCUCCCUUUGCAGGUUGAGCGCUCCCCCCCCCCAGCGAGAAGGGCGAUUCAGCCCGAUACCGCUGGGGACAGUUAAGAAGCUGCUGGAUAUAGAGCGGGGAGGCUGAAGAGGAUUUAUUACGCCUCCCCGUGGCUGGCAGAUUCUGCAGCUGCAGAUUUAAAGGCACAGCCGCAGAUUUAAAGGCACAGCCGCAGAUUUAAAGGCAUUCUUCGGGCGCUCCCGGGUUCUUCCCGAUCGUCCUGGCCUCGCCAGAAAAGGCUUUAGGCCAGCCAGCCAGCCCCUGCCUGAGCUCUGGGGUGUUUUUAAGGAGCGUUUUGCAGAUUGCCCCAGCCUGAUCAAGGCCUUUGCUGGGCCUCUUUUGCAGUCAUCGGAUCCUUGUGGGCGCUCCCGAUCGUGCUGGUGACCCUGCAGAGCCUCUUCUCCGUUCUUCGGCUGGCUCUUCUGCUGCCUUUUAAGGCCUUCAGUGUGUGAGUACUAUUCCCCUUCUCAGCCACCCCCGGUUCUGUAGUAACCACGUGGCAAAGGGAUCAAUUACUGGGUAUGCCCUAGGAAUAUAUAGGGAUUGGGACCUCUUCCCUCACUGUAUUUUAAUUUAUCCUAGAUUUGUGAUUGAUAUAGGCCUUGCCUUGGGCGUCUAGAGGCUUACAGCCAUCUCAUCCAGGCCUUGGCCACGUGUAUUUAGAGGCCACGUGUAUUUAGAGGCCUAAACCAACGGUCACAGCCUUCCAAGAUGGCCACCAUUCCCUCAACCUGGCCUAGUAAGAGAAAGCAACAUCAAACUAGCCCAAUACCAGGGCCUAGUUCUUCUAGUUCUCAGGCCCCUUUGAGAUCAGAGGCACUACAAUCCUCUAUUUCCAAGCCCCAAAAGGCAAUUUCCAAGACUUCUGAAAAGAAAGCCCUGCAACGCCAAAAGGCUAUGGAUCGGGCUAUUGCAAGGGCAGUGAGGGAAUCCUCUGAUCUUAUACAGGAACAACAGUCCACCACUCCACCAGUCCUCUAUGCAGGCUUCUGGGGUUCCGGUGAGUUCUUUAUCACCGGAUGGUUCUGUGGCCUCAUCCCAGCCACAACCUUCCACUGAUUUAUUCUGUCCAACUCCAUAUCAGAGGUGGAAGUUUUACCUGGAGCCCCUCCAUUACAGGAUUCAGCAACAGUGUCUUCCAGGGCCAAUAUUCCCAAGGGGCCAGUAAGCCAUCAGGAACCUGGUCCAGUGCCUAACGACCCUGCAGCUAUAGCAGAUAUGAUCGCAGCUGCUGUUCAGAGGGGCAUUACUGCCUCCAGGCAGACACAAACCCAUUCAUGGGUCUCAGAUUAUGCAGCAUCCCAGACUAGUCAUGAUUUGGUGCAUGACUACACCACAACUCAAGCUGAAGAUUUCCAAGUUCAUUCACCAUCUCAGGCUUCACUAGUGGAUGAAGGGGACCUCAGGGAUCAGAACCUCUCUGAGGAUGAGGAUUUGGUCCCAGACCAACCCUCCUUUGUGGGUCUCUUUAAUCCACAACUAUUUCGGUCCUUGUUACACAAGGCCAAGGUUACCACCCGGCUGGGGGUGACCCAUACUGCCCCAGACCCUACCUCAGGGACCACAGAUCCACCCUUGGACUUGUUUUCCGUUCCUGUGAUUGAGUCAGAAGAGGUGCCUGCCCCCAAACUUUUUGUGGAGGUCGUGGAUAGACAAUGGACCACUCCUAUAGCUGGUCCUAAUCCCAAUGCCUUGGACCGCCGCUUGUAUAAUUUGGAUCCUAACUUCCUUAAAUUAUUGCAGAUCCCCACAGUUGAUGCCCCAGUUGUUGCAUUAGCAGGACCAUCUGUGGUAACAGGACCUCCAGAGGAAACCCUUCUCCCGGAAGACAAGCGUGCCGAGCAAACCCUAGUUAAAAGUCAUCAGGCAGCAGCCUGGGCCGUUAGGGCCUCUUCCUCUGCCUCUUUCUUUAAUCGGGCUGCCCUCCUGUGGUUAAAGCAGUUGCGUGACCAUUUACCAGUCACGGACACUCAGUCUCAUCAGGACCUAAACAAGAUUAUAGCUGCCAUCAAAUACUCAGCCGAUGCUACCCUAAACGCUUCUCGAUUUGCUGCUAAAUCGAUUGGCUCCACUGUUUCUUCACACCGCCUUCUUUGGCUCAGACGCUGGCAAACUGAUGCCAAAAACAAAUGGCAAUUGGCCUCAGCCCCCUAUUCGGGAACCUCACUGUUUGGAGCGGCCUUGGAUCCCUUGCUUGUAGAGACCAAGGACAAAUGCAAGAUCCUUCCAAGCAUGUCCCGUUGUUCAGACUCCAGACCUGCCCCCUAUUUUCGUCCCUUCAGAAUGGCUGAUUCUAACUUUGGAACUUCCAGAACUCAACGGUCCUUCUCCCCCAGACAGGGUAGACAGGAUAGACAGGGAGGUCAGGUUCAGAGGGGUUCCUUCAAGCGGCCCUUUCGGGGGGGGAGAGGUCGCCCAUUCAGACGCUUACGUUGACUGCUUGCCCAUCCCUCCCAUUGGGGGCAGACUGGCGCUCUUCGCCAGCCAAUGGGAGGACUCCACCAUGGACUCUUGGGUCAGGGAGACGAUCAGGUCGGGUCUCUCCCUGGAAUUCCUCUCCGUCCCUCCGAGUCACUUCGUCAGGUGCCCGCUAUCUCGCGACCCGACGAAACGGUUUCUCGUGGCAUCGGCCAUCAAA
This is a messenger RNA of Ahaetulla prasina, 3158 nucleotides long. RefSeq lists its product as uncharacterized. The record is from RefSeq and is a predicted model, not a curated record. The transcript is spliced from 2 exons. The coding region runs from base 1739 to 2956 and encodes 405 amino acids. NCBI's taxonomy places the organism in Eukaryota, Metazoa, Chordata, Lepidosauria, Squamata, Colubridae.